CUGUGUAUAUCUCAUGCAGUGUUCCUGUUUAUUUUCGUGUAUUCUUAAUUGAUGAAACAACAUAUCAGCUAGGCAUGGCAAGCGCACUGGAGACCCUCUGCAGCCAGGCAUUCGGGGCUGGCCAAUACUCCGCGUUGGGCAUCUACCUGCAGCGAUCAUGGAUAGUUCUAUUCCUCUGGGGACUUCUCUUGCUGCCCACCUAUAUCUUUGCGAAGCCGAUCUUCAAACUGGCAGGCCUGACGGAUGAGAUCGCGACACUGACAGGGACUGUCGCAAUCUGGGUCAUCCCACAGCACUUUGGCUUGGUCUUCCAGCUACCUCUAACUAGAUUCCUCCAAUGCCAGAAGAAGAAUGCAGUCACCGCAUGGGUGAGCGGAUUUACGCUGGCCGUUCACGUGUUCAUAAGCUGGCUGUUUGUAUACAAACUCAAUCUUGGGCUGUUAGCGGCAGCGAUCGUGAUGAACUUCUCAUGGUGGCUGAUUGUGGCGCUGCUGUUUAUGUAUACGGCAUGCGGAGGCUGUCAUCUCUCGUGGGGUGGAUUCUCUUGGGAGGCUUUCUCGGGGCUGUGGGAGUUCAUCAAGCUAUCGGCCGCUUCCGGCGUCAUGCUAUGCUUGGAGAACUCGUAUUAUAAAGUGUUGAUCCUGCUGUCCGGUAAUAUGAAGAACGCUGAGAUUGCAGUGGAUGCCCUUUCAAUAUGCAUGAACAUCAAUGGGUGGCAAUUGAUGAUUCCUUUCUCAUUAUUCGCAGCUACUGGAAUCAGGGUUGCUAAUGAACUUGGAGCGGGCAAUGGGAAAGCGGCCAAGUUUGCAACGAUCGUUGCUGUGGUCACAUCGUCAGUGAUCGGAGUCAUCUUCUUUGCUCUAAUACUAGGCUACCAUCAUAUGCUUGCUCUCAUCUUCACCUCAAGUGACGAUGUUCUCAAAGCGGUCAACAAAUUAUCCAUCUUGCUCGCCUUCAGCAUUCUCCUAAACAGCGUGCAGCCUAUUCUCUCAGGUGUUGCGGUCGGUUCCGGGUGGCAAGCGUACGUCGCAUACAUAAACAUUGGAUGCUACUAUUUCAUCGGACUUCCGGCGGGUAUUCUAUUGGCAAUCUUGUUCAAUUUCGGAGUUGCGGGUAUAUGGGGUGGCAUGAUCGGGGGGACUCUCAUCCAAACGUUGAUAUUAGCCAUCAUCACAAUCCGGUGUGAUUGGGAUAUGGAGGCUGAAAAGGCUAGGAUUCGCCUUGAUAAAUAUAGGGUCCACAAUGUGUUAGAAGCGCCGGACGCAAGUGAAGACUCCACAGUGCCUUAGAGCCUCAUUAGUCUAGAGAUUUGAAUUUUAAUCCUUGCUUGAGAUACUGAUCGUAUUUUCUAAAAUAAAUCUUAUUUUUUUAAUUCCCACUUUUUUUUUUCUUCUUCUUUUUACAUUUGCUUGUGUAACAAAUUGCGAUACGAUAAUAAAAUGGAAAGGAAGUGGUCCCAAUUGAUGUAAUCACUUCCUUAAAGUCAAAGCUAGACUUGCACACCCUCCAUUUCUCAGUGGAAGACCUUUCAAAAUUCCG
Molecule: messenger RNA, 1539 nt
Organism: Magnolia sinica
Lineage: Eukaryota; Viridiplantae; Streptophyta; Magnoliopsida; Magnoliales; Magnoliaceae
Product: protein DETOXIFICATION 27-like
Exons: 7
Coding region: 75-1289 (404 amino acids)
Biological process (GO): xenobiotic detoxification by transmembrane export across the plasma membrane
Cellular component (GO): membrane
Molecular function (GO): xenobiotic transmembrane transporter activity; antiporter activity
Source: RefSeq, a predicted model, not a curated record